Molecule: messenger RNA, 1509 nt
Organism: Drosophila nasuta
Lineage: Eukaryota; Metazoa; Arthropoda; Insecta; Diptera; Drosophilidae
Product: coiled-coil domain-containing protein 34
Exons: 2
Coding region: 170-1300 (376 amino acids)
Source: RefSeq, a predicted model, not a curated record
AUAAGCAUUUCAGCAAUUCAUUCUGAUUGUUGUUGAACACACUUAUACACAGUUUUAUUUGCUUUACAAUUUCUCUCCUUUUAUUCGAAUUUGCUAAGCGUGCAGAAUCGUCAAACGAAGACGACGUAUUCUCCCCCAUUUGGACUAAUAGAUUUGCUGAUCCAUCGAAAUGGCAUUUGUUGGUCGCAUGAGCUGCCGUGGCAAGUUUGCUGAUUGUGAAUUAUAUAAAGGAGGUCGAUCCAAGAUAAUGAAUAUGCCAAGCAUUGGCGAGGACGAACCGGAGCAAUCACAAUCGCGAACAUACAUAAAGUCUUAUGGCAUGGAGCGCCAUGAAUUGAUCUCUAUUCCAAGCACAAUACGCUUUGUGGCCGGCUCCGCAUCGUCCUGCGAGAUCAACUCGAUGGCCGACACGGAGAUGUCCACACUGCGCUAUACCUCGCCCAGAUCUCUGGAGCUGGAAACUGAAACGUUGUGUCAAUCCCGCGUGGAGAAUAGCAGCGAAAAUAGCUCCAUGUCGGAGAGUAAUGAGUACACUGAUCCUACGUCAAAUGUCCAGCCAAGAAUGAGCAUCGAUGAGGAAGAGCUACAGAAACGGCAACUAGAAAGGGGCUCCACUACUUCCAUGUGCAGCUGGGAGCCAGAGGAGCCGAUGUCUGUGUACGAAGAGACGCCAGACGCCGAACAGGAUUCUCAUAGCUGCGGCAUACCCUUUCUUGAACUGGGUUCCGAAACGAUAUCCAUUUAUGGCGAUCAGCAAGAGCAAUUGGCACCACUCAAGGUACUGCGGCACUCGAACGAGGCGUACGACAAUUGGCUGUCGGGGAAGAAGCGACAAUGUCAAUACAGGCAACAAGCAGCUCGACAGCAGCGGCAACAGCAGCUAGAAAAAGAUAUGAAACGUCGACAACUCAGCGAACAGAGAGUACAGGAAUGGUGCAAAAAAAAAGCGCAACAGGUGCAACAAAUUGCGGCAGUCAAACGGAGCGCACACAAUUACAAAUCAGAGUCCAAGCUGGAGGAACAUACACGACUGCGUCGACAAGCGUGGGAGUUGAGAAAAAUCCGUGAGGAGGAGGAACGUCGUCAGCUUCAACAGCGAGUGGCAUAUGAGAAAGAACUGCAUCAACAGGAGCGAAAAAAGCAGGCGAAUCUUGCGUGGCAGCAUUGGAUGAAGAGUGCGGCUCAACGGCCGAAACCCGUGCCACUUAAUCAAGGCUUUAACACGCUACGUGGCACUGUCUCAGAUAUCUAUAUUAAUCCGAAUCAAUGGGUGCACGUUAAUGCUAAUCCAAGGACCUAAAUAAAUAGUAAGCAAUAAGUCGAUAAACAACGCUGACGAUUUUUUCAUGAAAUAACUUUCUUUGCUUACAUUCUAUGUUACAAUUAGAAUGCUCUUACUUAAACUAUUUCCGGCCACUGAUCGCAUAAAUUAUUCAGCAAAUUACAAAGUAUAUUAGCAAUGUAAUAAGGCUUUGAAUUAAACAUUCUUAUUACUUGUUUUAUGCAUAA